This is a messenger RNA of Trifolium pratense (red clover), 953 nucleotides long. Its product is annotated as transmembrane protein 208 homolog. The coding region runs from base 162 to 683 and encodes 173 amino acids. NCBI's taxonomy places the organism in Eukaryota, Viridiplantae, Streptophyta, Magnoliopsida, Fabales, Fabaceae. Gene Ontology annotation, cellular component: intracellular membrane-bounded organelle. The transcript is spliced from 6 exons. Gene Ontology annotation, biological process: vacuolar protein processing. The record is from RefSeq and is a predicted model, not a curated record.
UACAAAAUUGCCACUCCAGUCAACACAACGCAACACGAACACACGCUCUUCUUCUCCCUCACCUCACCACCCGAAAACGCACGUGCACCUCUGCUUUUCAGUUUUCUCCCUCACCAGAACGCUAAACGCCGCCGUUUCUCGCCGUUGCGACUGUGAGAGAAAUGGCAAAUCAAGGUGCUAAAAAACGCAAGGAAGAGAACACUCGUCACAUGGCUAGGAUCCGCCGUAUCAUCAUUGCCUGCAACGUUAUUUAUGUAGUAAUUAGGAUGUUAAUCUUCCAUUCUAGCUUCACAUGGAAGCAUUGGAUUGGCUUGGUUGUGACUUCUCUAGCAUAUUAUUUUCCCUAUCAACAACUUGCUAAGAUGGCAAACCCAAGUUACGCCGAUGAUGGUGAACUUUUAGAUGGUGGGUUUGAUAUGACUACUGGUGGAGUUUGCGGCUAUUUACAUGACGUUAUCUACAUAACAAGCUUUGUGCAAGUCGCGUCCAUUAUCUCUGGAAAGUUCUGGUACAUAUAUCUUGUGAUACCAGCAUUUGGAGCAUACCAAUCCUUUGGCCUCAUUAAAGGAUUUUUGCCACAAGGUGGUUCAGAGGAAGUUGAAGAUGAAAAGACCCGCAAAAAGAGGGAAAAGUUGGAGAAGAAGGCAUCCAGACCUAAGUUUGUCAAGACCAGAACUAGAUAGUUUGCUGGAAUGUAACCCCAGUUGCCCAAUAUCAACCAAAUAUCCCAAACUGAUGGAGGGUUUCCGUGUAAUGUACAACAAUUUUCUUUUAUUUUAAUGCCCCUCCAUUUGCGGAAAGAAACAAGAAAACAAGAACAUGUAUCCUUUACACAAUUUGUAAAAGUUCUUUUAUGAGCUAACCUCUUAUGGGAUACUUGGAUUAAGAGUUGUCAAAGCAAAGAUGCUUUACAUCAAAUUACAUGAAACAUUGCAAGAGUGAAUGGUGUGGAA